Drosophila eugracilis is the source of this 876-nucleotide messenger RNA. RefSeq lists its product as uncharacterized. The record is from RefSeq and is a predicted model, not a curated record. Bases 262 to 624 code for a protein of 120 amino acids. The transcript has 3 exons. Lineage: Eukaryota; Metazoa; Arthropoda; Insecta; Diptera; Drosophilidae.
GGCAGCUUCAGUUCAGUUCCGAACCCUUGUGUUGAGUGAUCAUCUCCGAGUACCAGAUACAUCUUCGCUUAUUAUCGUGCAAAUUUGAGCAGAAAACGUCUGGCAUUAAAUGCCUCCCGGUCUAUAGUGCAAAAUCACCACCCCUUUUCCAAUUGGUAAUCUAAAUUUUAAAAACACCAAAAACAUUCUGGGACAUAUUUCGAUUAUAACGAAAUAUUCCCAAUACACCAAUUUGUCGCGGACUUUGAGUUUGGCCUUUGAAUGAUACUGCAGCAGAGCGGAAAAAUCAUAAACCUCGAUCAGCGUUUCGCAUUUUUAAGAGACUUUGACUUUUUCUCCUUUAUAAGUGUCAUUUCCCUAAGUGUUGCUAAAAUGGCGGCCAUUCCACAAGGUGCAUUCGCCGCUUGCAAGAUCCGUGAGCAAUUCAACGAACGGGAGAUGAUUGUUGCCCGUCUGCGGUCCGCUGCUUCCGAUAAGGGUUCCGUUGACAACGGCAAUGCCCUAACCCAGCGGGAAUAUUCCCCAAACAAGUACAACGACAAGCUGAUGAAUUCCAUCUGGGGUUUGUACAACCGCUAUUCCCCCCAUAAUGUCAAGAAGAACGAGUAUGCCCCCAGCAAGUGAAGACCUAAAACGGGGCCCGAUAGCUCCCUAAACGGUCUAGCUGUCGUGCCCCAACUCUGCCAGCAUUUCCACCAGGAUGUUGGCCAAACCCUCAUAUACAAACUAUAAUCUCUUAUACUAUAAGCUCAUGAAAAAGAAUUGUUUUAUUUCCUAAUAUUUUUUAAAUGUUUGUGCUGUUGAAAAAUAUUUAUGAUUUUCUAUGUAAAGGAGCAGGUCCUUGUUAUAUCCGAAAUAUAUAAACUAUAAUCUCAA